GAUGUGGAAUUUAUUUAGAAGCAUUCCAACACUCAUAAAAAAACAGCUCAUUACAGUGGAGUGAAGUCAGCAGCUGUUACCAACUCACACGUAAGUGCUACCAUGCUUACAUUUGUACAUUAAGAACAUCGUUAUGAAAAGCGAAUGGCAAACAAAGUGAACAAACUUGGCAAGCUAACAUUUAGUCUUGUUUGUCAAGCAGCUGCUAUAUGCGUCCUGUGUGGUCUUGACACAUCUCAGAACUACAAACCAGUUCACUUCUUCUCGAGCUGAUGGCACGCAGUCUCCAUCUAGUGGUAUUCGCAUAUAAAACCAUUAUAUUAGGCAGCUCAGUGGCAUUGUGGUUUGCACCAUCCAAGGUUGGAAUCUGUGUUGGGACGUCUCUGUGCAAUAGGGCUGCACAAUUCUGAAAAUACGUGAAUUGUGAUUUUCUUGUUUUGAACUGAGAUCACCAUUCUCUGGGGCGAUUUUUUCCACAUGCACCAUGUUUAAGGCUAUGUGCUUUAUCCCAAUGUUUUUAUUAUUAUUACUAAACUCCUCAUUGUCUUGUUCUGCUUUAAAAAAAAAAAAAGCUCUUUCUGUCAUUCUUCAUCAUAGGUCCUGGAAGGACAGUUGGGAAAAUAAUCAAGUCAGAAACAUGGCAUGCUUGCUCACUCCACAAUACAUUUAUACAUGUAAUAAAGACAAGUCGAAAGGAAAGUCAAUUAAUUAAUGCGACCGCUUCCAGCAAGUCUCUCCGACCAGGGCAAGUUGGCUCUGCUGCCCUGGCCCUAGACAGCGAGGAGGAAAUGUCACCAUCACGCUGACAACAGUCGAGGAGGAAAUGUCACCAUCACGCUGACAACAGUUGAUAUUUACAAAUUAGAUCAUGUGUUUUUAUUCCCGUUUUUUUUGUGCAGUCCUAGUGUGGAGCAUGUUCUCCCCAUGCGUGCAUAGGUUUUCUCCUCGUACACUAUCAUCCGCAUCCCAAAAAACAUGCAUGUUAGGCUAAUUGGAGACUCUAAAUUGUCCAUUGGUGUGAAUGUAAGUGUGAAUUGUUGUCUGUAUGAGUUAUGAAUAUAAACUACAAGAUAAAUUGUGAUUGCAAGCAGAGGUAGCACCAAAAACGCGUUUAAAAUGGUGUACAAUGCUAAUCUUCAAGCAUGCGUGGAAGAAGUGAGGGAGCAUGAGACCCUUAUGAACCUUGACCUCUCCAUAAAAACACAUGUUGAUCACUCGCCUAAGCAGACUGAGAUCACUUUGUUACGGAAUCAACAGCUCAAUCACAGCCUAUACAUGUAAACAGUAGCUUCCAUCUGGAAGAAAACUUCAAAUGACAGAAGUACUGAGGAGUCCACUGAUGUCAACAGGGUUGUGAAGAACAAUUUCACUUGUGUUAAACAAUUUAAUGACCAGUAAAGCCAAGAACCUUCCUGGCCAAAGAACUUUAACCAAAACAUAACAUUCAGCUACUGUAGCUAACUGACGCUCUCGCAACAAACUAACAAUACAAAAUUAAUAAAGUGUCAAACAAAGUGCACAUGGGUAAACGACCCUGCCUGUUAUUACACAACACAAUCUACCAAUCUUGUUGAAAGUAUACAACUUUCUAGAACAUUCCACUGUGUGUUAUUACCAUGUACUUGUGUGGUUAGCAAGCAAGCUAGCACAGCAGCUAGCUAAAUCGUGUUAGCUCACGCGCGACCAGAAGCACAGAAUUAGCAAAGAUGGAGGCGAAUACUUGGAGCCUCACCAUCGUACAAAUCGAGGCGAUCUUUCGGACUGUCAUCAGUAUUUCCAUCCGUGCGCCGCCAUGUUGGACCGAACCCCAAUGUUGAAAUUGUCAGAGCCGAUGCGGCUGCUGCAGAGUUCCGGGAGAGCCUUCCUUUGCUCCCCUGUUUACUACUAUUGUCAAGCAUGAAGGGGGCGCGCCUAAUUUCCGGUUCUGAGUUUGUGUUUUGUUGUUUGACUAAAUCCAAAUUAUUCGGCCUUUAUUUUUUUUAUGUUUUUAAUGUUUGCAUUAUCUUAAGUACUUUGAUUUUUAUGAAGCUGUGUUUUUACCCCAUUGUGUGUACAUUUGCUCAAGAUUUGUAUUCUUUUAUUUUGUAGGUAACAUCACAAGCUUUCUAUGGCGUUUGUGAUAUUCCCGUCUAACUUUAAUACUUACUACCUGGUCCUGUGUGGGUGACGAGUAAAGAGGGAGUUGUCACGCUGUAGUUUGAUUCAUUAUACCGGGCUUGGAAUUGAGGGCGGUGCCUAAACCAUUUACUGUCACUGUCUCGAUAUUCGUCACAUUUAUUACACGCAAAGAUCCAUAUACCUUACUUGAGCAUAUUAUAGUAUUAUAUUGUUGAGUGAAUACAAAGAUUGGUGCUUUUCGAGACGAACACCGCCCAGCUGAGUCUUGGUUUCAACAAUACAAUAACCCGCGACGUAUUAAAGUCAUAACGUUCUUAUAAUCAAAUUAAAUAAUUCAAUUAUGCCUUAUUUGGCUAAAAAAUGAAACAUUAAUUGAUGAGGAUAGUAUUAUUUAUUUUAUACUGGUAAUAACUAUUGAUAUUAAAUGUCAUAUUUAAAAGUUUUUAUUUUAAAGAUGUAAUAUCCCCAGUUUGUUGCACUGAAUGUGUGUGUGUGUGUGUGUGUGUGUGCGGUUAUCAGAGGACGGUCAAUAAGUUUGCCUCCUCCUCUUCCUCCUCUUUUCUCCUUCCUCACUGCACCCAGUUACACUCACCUCACGCUGGAGCGAAGCCUUUUUUGCCUCUUUUUAGUGCAAACAAUGAUUUUUUGGGAGUGUAUUUAAACACAUGCUAGCUUUGCAGUGUUGCUUUGCAGCAGCAGCAGGUGAUCCAGGGACAAACCGAGCUGGGACCGAAUGGGAACACUGGAGUAACUUGCGAGGAAGAAGAAGAAGAGGAGGAGGCGAGUGAAGCUGGUUUCUUUCCCACACGGAGGUGGAGGUCUUUGGAGGAGGAGGGGGAGCUCAAUGCGACUGACUGGAUCAGGGGACCCUGCUGCACCGGGAGCCAUGAGCAGCAGCAGCGGGUCCGCUAACUUUCUGCUGGUGCCCAUCCCGGAGUACCCCCUGCUGGACUGUGUGCCCAACAAGACGGUGAAGAUUGUGGUGUUGGGAGCCAGCAACGUCGGCAAAACUGCUCUCAUCGUCAGGUUCCUCACAAAGCGGUUCAUCGGCGACUAUGAAGCCAACACUGGAGCGCUCUACUCCAGAAAGGUCACACUGGACGGGGAGGAAGUGUCGCUCCAGAUCCAGGACACUCCCUGCGUGGCUCUACAGGACGAUGCUGAGGGCCUCUACUGCCAGGAGCAGAUCAACAGGUCCAUCUACUGGGCCGACGGCUACGUGCUGGUCUUCUCUAUUACCGACCAUAGCAGCUAUCGCACCAUCCAGCCUCUGUACCAGCACGUCAGACGCAUACACCCGUCUGGGAACAUUCCUGUCAUACUGAUUGGCAACAAGAGCGACCUGCUGAGAGCCCGACAAGUGCCUGCGGAUGAAGGCGAGACAUUAGCCUCCUCUCUAGGGGGCGUUUACUUCGAGGCCUCGGCCAGGGAGAACCAUGAGGGCGUCCACGCUGCCUUCCUCCAUCUCUGUCAAGAGGUAUUCCGUGCGCUGGGGGGCGGCAAUGGAGAGAAACGCAGAGGAGGCCUCCACCUGGCCCGGCCCAAAUCUCCCAACAUGCAGGAGCUGAAGAGGAGGUUCAGGCAGGUCCUAUCCUCCAAAGUCAAAUCAGCCACCACUCUCUGAUGCCUCAUGGAGGCAAUCCAAGGAAAAGGAAAAAGGACCUAAGGGUUCCAUUAUGGAAUCAAAGCCACUGACGGAAACAGACUUUUUGAGUGCAAUCUGUCGGCAUCAGACGGACGGAUACAUUUCUGGAAGCCAAGUUCUUCUCCAAUGUGGGUUUUGGACAAAAGCUGUGGGCCAGCCCCGCCACAUUCCUGGGCAACAAAGUUAACAUGCCACUCAAAGUCAGCUGAGCAGUCACGCUCCUUCACAUGUCCACUUUGAGUGUGUUUUAUUUGGACUUCUGUGGAACAAAUGAAGCUGGUUUGAUUAGCUAUUGCUUGGUGUGUGUGUGUUCAUUCCAUAUCUGUAUCAAAACAGGAAGUGACCCCCAAAAGGUCACGACAUAGCGGGCAGAUGGAAAGUAUAGGGAAAGAAAACAAACCGGUGACAAGCUGCAGUCAAGUUGGUAUUUUUGUGUUGAAACUGGCACGUUAAAGGAAAAAGUUCCCAGAGAAGCGUCACUUCUCAGCGUGAAGUUUUCCAUUUGAUCAGACUCAGCAAACAAAGCCUGUUAUUUAUGACUGCUCUAAUGGGAAGUUACAGUAUCUCACAAAAGUGAGCAUGGACCUCACAUUUCCACAAGCUCUUUAUUAUAUCUUGUCAAGGGACAAUACUACAGAGAGUAACCUUGAUAUACUUCAGAGUACUGAAGUCAGUGUAUAACUUCUAUCGCAGUACAGAUUUACUCUCCACUGAAAAUUAGUCAACACCAGUGAGUAGGAAGAUGAUUGUGUCUUGCCUACAGUCAAGCAUAGCGGUGGAAGCAUCAUAGUGUGGGUCUGCAUAAGUGCUGCUGGCACUGGGGAGCUGUGGUUCACAUAAUAAUGAGAACAAAUUGGGAAUAUUUUGUGUGAACACCAUUGUUAUCUUUCAUUGCCCUAAUCCUCUUGGACAUGGACUUCACCAGAACAGCAACGGUUUGUUACUUGAAUCCUUUCCCAGACAUGUUCAGAGGAGACAUAUUUGGUCACUCCAUCACCUUCAGCUUCCUCAGCAAGGCACUUGUCAUGUUGGGGGUGCGUUUGGGCUCCUUUUAAUGUUGCCACGCAGCCCAGUUGUUGCUUCACAAUCUCACAGUGCAUGUUGGAAUUCACAUUUAUCCUCAAUGAACCUCAGCUCCCCAGUGCUGGCAGCACUCGCGCAGUUACCACCACCAUGCUUGACUGCAGGCAAGACACAAUUGUCUUGCUAUUCACUUGUGUUGCCAGCUAUUGAGACAAUAAUGGCUGUGUUGACUUAUUUUCAGCGGAUGAUAAAUCUGUACUGCUACACAAGCUGUACACUGACUACUCAAAAGUAUAUUAAGUUUACUUUGUAUAGUAUCUCCCCGAGACAAAAUAUACAGGAAUAAAAAUGCUUGCUUGAAAUAUGAGGGGUGUAUUUAUGUUCUUGUGUUCUCAUGACCUCCCAACACACAUCGCCAUUCUUCUGCAUCUGGAAUGUCUCUCUCG
This is a messenger RNA of Dunckerocampus dactyliophorus (ringed pipefish), 5232 nucleotides long. It is a transcript of the gene rasl11a, whose product is annotated as RAS-like, family 11, member A. Gene Ontology annotation, molecular function: GTP binding; GTPase activity. The transcript has 8 exons. The record is from RefSeq and is a predicted model, not a curated record. The coding region runs from base 2963 to 3742 and encodes 259 amino acids. NCBI's taxonomy places the organism in Eukaryota, Metazoa, Chordata, Actinopteri, Syngnathiformes, Syngnathidae.